Molecule: messenger RNA, 2730 nt
Organism: Lachancea thermotolerans CBS 6340
Lineage: Eukaryota; Fungi; Ascomycota; Saccharomycetes; Saccharomycetales; Saccharomycetaceae
Gene: HUL5
Product: ubiquitin-ubiquitin ligase HUL5
Exons: 1
Coding region: 1-2730 (909 amino acids)
Biological process (GO): ubiquitin-dependent protein catabolic process; protein polyubiquitination
Molecular function (GO): ubiquitin protein ligase activity
Source: RefSeq, a predicted model, not a curated record
AUGCUGAACUUCACAGGGCAAACAAAGCGCCGCAAUGUUAACUUGGGAAACAGAUCUGGAAAGUCAAAGCAGGAUCUCUUGAUUAACGCCAAGAUAGAGCGGGAAAAAAGGGCGUUGGCGCGAAGAAAUGAAGAGAAUGCCAUCGUCAUGCAGAGUGCUAUUCGAAAACAUCUUAGCAACAAAAAAACUUUUGGCAUUCUAACGAAAGACAUAACGCGGACUAAAUCACUCAGUUUGGCUAUCGCGUACCCUACCGCGAUACUCAAUAUCAUGGGUUCAGAAGUGCUGUCUAAAGUGUUAACAGGCCUUUCUAACGAUGGAGAUCUUUUGCUUAACUUGCGACUUAUCCGUAUCAUUCCUGAACUAGGAUAUCAGGAGUACUCUAAGGAAUUUCUAAUAAGUGUGCUUUCACGAUUGUCUCCUUUAAACCAACUCCAAAAGGAAUUUGUUGACGCGGUCGUCGUCUUCUUGGAGACUGCUUGCUACGAUCUACCCAAAGAAGUUCUGAUUAAAGUUGUUCAACUGAUCAAGGCCUUUGGCGCUGAUCAAACUCAAUAUGUUGCAUCCGUUUAUGGCGUUUCAAUGCAGCAUGCAAGAAACAGCAACAACAUUAGACGCUUUCUACAGUGCUUAGGGCCUCAGUGUUCCCCUAGAUUCCUGCCUACAGACGCAGUAAGCAGCAAUUUGGUAGAAAACCUCGCAUAUAUUCUCAACUCAACAGAAAACAUUGAUAGCGCGGCUUAUUGCCAUCAAGUUCUUCUUUGUGUAUCGAACAUGGAACUGGGGUCCUUGUCGGGCUGCGAGAACUUUGGCAAGCUUUACAAUAGAGAAUUUGUGGACUUUAUAACAAGUUCGGAUUCUGAACAACUUUUCGAUAAGAUGAGCGUUUUCGUGAAGCACGCUCCUAGCGUUGAGAGCAGGAAUAACAUUUUGGUAUCGCUGAUUGCGAAACCCGGUUUCCUAAUGAAAUCACACCAGCAAGCCCUGGGAGCGACUACUAACAGCACAGCAGCAUCCAAGAAGAUUUAUCUUUUAGUUGAACUUCUCAAUGUUUUCUUGUCAGUUGCCAGCGACUUUGAAAUACUAAGAAACACUGAUGUAUUUCCACUUGAACUUUUGAGAAGAACCACGGACUUCUUAAAAAUGAUUUGCUUCGAGAGCAUGUGGAAUGAAAGUGGGCCAUGGCAAGAGCUCCCUGAUUCAUUUUUGAACACGCUUAAAAAGAUCCACUUACGGGACUCCAGGCUCCAUUUUUGCUCACGUAAAAAGGAUGCAGACUAUUGGAGUAUAAGCGAUGGGGAAUUCUUGAACGUUAACAUUACCAAAUACAUCGAAGAUUACGAGGCAUUCUACAGAGAAAAAUUACAUUCAUCACAAAGUGAAGAAGAUGAGGCAGAGAACUUCAACCUGCUUGAAAGAAAAAGGGACAUACGGCAGGAGUUUUUAUCUCACCUGGAGCUUUCGUUCUCUAACCGCCCAUCUACACGACAGUUUCGUAAACUUGGCAUCCUAACAAAGGCACCCUUUUUUAUUCCUUUCCGUCAGAGAGUUGAGUGGCUUUAUUUUCUUAUAUCGCUAGAUCGCAAGCGUUUGGCACUCGAGUCAAAUGGCAUGGGAGGCCUUUUUCCCGCUUGGAAUUCCGGCUCCGGUUCUGAUAAACAGAAUGCAACUAUAUCUCGUGAGCAUCUGUUAGAAGACGCGUACAAUGCAUACAACCCUAUCGGCGAAAGCUUCAAGUCUAAACUCUCAAUUACCUUUGUUAAUGAGUUCGGCCCAGAGGCCGGUAUUGAUGGCGGCGGAAUCACGAAGGAAUUUCUUACGAGUGUUACGGGCGAAGCUUUCAAGAUUGAUAAACACAAACUAUUCAGGAGCAAUAACAAUCAUGAAAUAUACCCAACAAGCAACUUGACAAGUGCUCAAAGUGUGAAGUUUUUGUGGUUCCUUGGCAAAGUCCUCGGCAAGUGCCUGUACGACCAUGUUUUGAUAAAUGUGACCUUCGCAGACUUCUUCUUGAAGAAACUGCUAAAUGUCAACAAUGCUAACUCAUCUUUUGAUGACUUAGCUAGCUUAGAUUCGGAGUUAUAUUCCAACCUUGCAAAGCUAUCGGAAAUGAACGCGGAGCAAUUGCAGUCGCUGGGACUUCGGUUUGAAGUGACGGACGAAGACACGCUUGAAGCUGUGGACUUAAUGCCAAGUUGUCCCGCUUCAUUUGUCACUAAAUCCAACGUUUUGCAGUACCUUUUGGCGGUAGCUGAUUAUAAACUGAAUCGCAAGCUAAAAACGGGGUCUCGAGCCUUCGCUGGAGGACUCUAUACGAUGAUACCUCCUCAUUGGAUAGAAAUGUUCAACUCGGUGGAGCUUCAAAUGCUGAUAUCUGGAGGCGACAAAGACAUAGAUUUAGCGGACCUCCGCAAGCAUACUGAAUACGGCGAUUACAGUGAACAGCACCAAACUGUGCGCGAUUUUUGGGAAAUAUUAGAGGAAUGCACCGCAGAAGAGCGUUUAAAGUUCAUCAAAUUUGUGACUUCAGUCCCCAGGGCUCCACUUCAAGGCUUUGGCUCUCUCAACCCGCUCUUUGGAAUUAGAAACGCGGGCAGAGAAACUGCUCGUUUGCCUACAGCAUCUACAUGCGUCAAUCUUUUGAAGCUCCCUGACUAUAGAAAUAAACAGCUUUUGAAGACCAAGCUACUUUAUGCCAUCAAUGCAGAGGCCAGAUUUGACCUUUCGUAG